GCAUGAUUAACCUAAUAGGCUUAAGCUCCACUUGCCAUCCACAUCUGUCAGGAUGGGAGCAAAACACAGGCCCGUAAUCCACCAGACUGGGGGCCUUCAGAAUUGUCCCGCUGCUCACUAACAGCAGAGGACUCCAAACUUAGAACAACAACAGGAUGACAGGUACCACUCCCUCUUCACGUUUGGGCCAAGAAAAUACAGAAAGCUGGUUCCAAGUUUAGGAUAUUGUACCAUGGACUUCAAAGGAUUCUGGCCUGAAAAUUGCCGGGAAGGACUAGUAAGAUUGCCUUUUGUGUCUAUUUCAAAGAUGAUUCUUGGAAAAUUGUGAAGGCUGUGGGUGGAAGAUCACUAUGAGCUGAAAUCAUGGGCUGUACACCUUCACACAGUGACAUUGUAAACAGUGUUGCAAAGAGUGGCAUUCAGUUCUUGAAAAAACCCAAAGCCAUUCGGCCAGGAUGUCCGGGUGGCAGUGAAAGAGGUUCCAUCCCUCUGCUGGUUAAAAACUCCACCUGCUAUGACGCUGGGGAGGGCCUGGCAGAGGAGCAGCCAAGUUCCAGGAGGAACCAAACCACAGCUAAAGGUCUUUGUCAGCUCAUGAGAGAUCCUGCUUCAGGCGAAAGGAAAGAUAUGGAAGGACUAAUCCCAGGAACCAAAACCUCUUCAUCCCAGCCCAACAAAUCACAAAGCCACAUGGCUAAAGACAUUCCGUUCAAGACACAGGGUUCCCAUGGAUCUCAAGGGGCAGAACUUUCUGGAGAUGAGAGUGAGGAAAGUAGUACCCAAGAUGAUUCCAAGUGGAAAAGGACACCAAAAUGCCACACGUCAAGCGCACAGAGCCACUGCCGCCAAACCAUCCACAGUGCUCAUGGGUCUGAAGGCAAAGUGGACUUCCCGGAGCCGCUGGUAAAGGCCCACCAGCACGCUUAUGCCUAUCUACACUCCAGCCUCUCCAAAUACGAAGCAAUUCUGCGCAUCAUCCAUCAGGCCACCCAGACCCGGGAGCUGCUGCAGCCCAUGGUCAGCUUCCUGCUGCUGUGCUUUGAGGAGAUCAGCCAGCUGUUGGGGGAGAUCUCCAAGGAUGGAGAAGUGCUCCUGCAGGAAGUUAGGGAGGAUCUGGCUUGGCCUUUGAAGAAAAGGGAGCCCCAGGAGCAGCCAGACCUCCUGCAACAGCUGCUGCAGUACACAGUCAGCAAGCUGCAGGUGCUCAAUGGCACGGUGGCCUUGCUCACCAGCAGCUUCCUGGAGGGCUCCAGCAGCUACCUCCACUCCACCGCAGCCCACUUGGAAAAUAAGCUGAGCACAAAAAAGAAUGUGGAUGAGUGCGUCCUGAGGGCUCUGGGGCAGCUAGAGAGCCUCGCAAGUGGCUGUGGUGACCCUGGAGUACAGGGUCUCCCCUUAUGCUCAGAGGACAGUGGCAUUGGUGCUGACAAUGAGUCUGUGCAGUCAGUGGACAAGCUAGGCAAACAAACCAGCUGGGACCUUGCACCAGAUCCCAAAGAAUGGAAGUCAGUGACUUUGCCCUACACAGAGGCCAGGCAGGCAGGACACACCUGGCAACAAAGUUCAUUCUGUAUGGAUUCAGGCCGACCCCAGGACUGCCUGUUCUCAGGGGUUCCUAUGGCAAAGGUUCAGCCACAAGCACAGGACGAAGCAAGGAGCCCCUGCCUCUCCAGCACAAACCCAGAAAAUAUCACCUCCCUGCCUUUGGAGCUGGAAACAAGCACCCCAAGUGAUUCAUUUGGGAUUGGGGCCCCUGUGGAAGCACAUCUUUCCAAAACCUCCAGACUGAUGGACACUCCAUCUCUUAGUGACAGCGAGGACAGCAGCUCAGAGGAAGAGGAAGAAGAAAUGAGCAGCAUGAGUGUGUGUGCAUGGCAGGUAAAAGCUCCAGAUUCAAGGCCACGAUCUUCACCUGCUGACUGGGAAAGUCCAUUUCAGUCCCACUCCAGGAGGCUUAGGAGCUCCCAGGCUCAGGAAAUGAUUCUGAAGAUGAAGAAAGCAAUCAGCGAAAGGAUCAAGUUUGUCCCUGUGCCCUCUGGGCACCAGGACUGGUCAGAGGAGGAGGAGGGGAGAACAGCGGUCCCCUCAAGACCUAGCACGGUCAGUGGCAGCAGGAGGGCCCCCGAGAGGCAGAGGAGGUCCCAGUCAGAGUCGAGUCUACAGAGUCACGUGGAGGACCCCACCCUUCAGGAGCUUCGAAGGGUCCAGAGGGACCUCAGUCAGAAGCUGGAGGCAUUUUAUGCCCUGGGCACUAAAGGGCGGGGGCAGAGCCAGGAGCAGAUUCCACAGCCCAGGGCAGCAGCCGAGUGGCCCAAUGGUGCCUGCAGGGUCAGUUCAAGCAGUACCACCAGCAGGCUCAAGGCGUCCCUCACCAAGAACUUCAGCAUUUUGCCUAGUCAGGACAAGAGCAUCUUGCAGAAAUGCAGUCCCCAUCCUGAGGACAAACAGGGCAAAGCUGAGAAGCUUCCAGAUGCCACCCUAUCAGGAGAGUUCAGUGAGGCUGCUGGGGCCAAAGACUGGAAUGUCAGGGCCUGUCCCACCAGAACAUCCGUCAAGAAGCUCAUUGAAACUUUCAGUCCCAUGGAGAGUCUGAGGACGCUGGGGGACUCCAAGGACUCUGAGGAAAGUCCCUACCUGAGGAAUAGCAUCAUGCCCCCCAGAUUUCCCAUGUCCAGGGGGCUUGCCCCUUUGUAUCCGAAGCCCCAAAUUUCUCCAGCCUCAGGCAGAGAAUCUCUCAAAAUGGGCAUAGGCUGGAAGCCCUUAGCACCUAUCUUUCCCCCUCUGCCUAAAGCAGAAGCAGCCAAGAGUGAGGAGCUCAGCUGUGAAGUGGAGGGGAACCCUGAGCACCUCCCUCCACCACCCCUGGAAGUCCUGAUGGACAAAUCAUUUACUUCUCUGGAGUCCCAAGAAAGCACCGAGUCCACAGAGAGCUCUCCCGAGGAAACGCAGGAAUCAGGGCCAGGAGAGGCUGGCCCCACCAGGAGAACAUGGGCUUCCCCAAAGCUGAGGGCCUCUGUGAGCCCCCUGGACUUGCUGCCCAGCAAGAGCACCGCCAGCCCCACCAAGCCUCGCAGCACAGAGCCAGGGAGUGGCAAGAGCAGCUGCCAGCCCAGGAAGCCAGCCCUGGACCUGAGCCACCCACCAGCCACUAGCCACAGCCCAGAGGUGAAGGGUGGGACUUGGAGUCGGACAGAGAAGGCCGCCAGCCUCUCCAGGCAGCCCCGGAAGGCAGCUGCCUGGCACCACUCCAGCCCUCCAUCCGGACAGAACAGGACCUCAGAGUCCAGCCUGGCCAGACUGAGGCAGAGCCGAGAGAGAAGCCCCGCUGUGGGCAGAAAAGACUCUCCCACGAGGACACACUGGGUGCCCCAAGCAGAGAAGAGGCGCCGGAGCCUGCCCCCCUCUUACAGACCUGCCCAGCCAGGCCCCUCUGCUAUGCAGACACUCCCCAGCCCACCACUCAGCCCUGGAGCUUCCAGCCCACUGGUGAGCCCCAGGGUGCUAAGCCCACCAACCACAAAGCGGCGAACGUACCCACCGUGCCAGGCCAAGCUGCCCAGCCCUCCCCCGGAAAGCCCACCCGCUCAGUGCAAGGUCUCCAGCCCUCCAAGCCAGCGCCCAGAAGCAAGCCCCCCUUCCUCAGUUCCCUCCCCAUCACCCCCAAUGUCCCCGUCUCAGGGGCACAAGGAAACAAGAGACUCUGAAGACAGCCAAGCAGUCACAGCCAAAGUGUCUGGGAACACACAUUCCAUAUUCUGCCCGGCCACCUCCUCUCUGUUUGAAGCUAAAUCGCCACUCUCAACAGCCCACCCACUGACCCCACCAGAGGCUGGGGGCCCUCUUGGGAACCCAGCAGGGUGCUGGAGGAGCAGCUCAGGGCCUUGGCUGAGAGCAGACUCACAGCGGAGAGCAGCUCUGUGUGCCCUCAACCCUCUGCCUUUCCUCAGAAGGACAGCUUCUGACCGCCAGCCGGGUGCCCGCCUGCAGCCUCCCAACCCCACCAGCACCUCCUGUGAAUCCCAGCCCGGCCAAAGCAGCAGCAGCAGCAGCAGCAGCAGCAGCAGCAGCAGCAGCAGCAGCAGCGAGGAGAGCCCUAAGAAGGAUGCAGAGCCAGGGAGCAGCCCCUGUGCCCCUGAAUUACAGGGCAGCGGCAGGCAUGCAUCUCCCCCAGAGUUCUGUGUGCUGGGCCACGGGCUGCAACCGGGCUGACAAGGGGGCCACACUUAUGCCGUCAGCCCAGGCCACGUGUGACAGUCAAGUGUCCAGCCUGACCCAGAGGCAUAGCCCCAACAGGAGGAGGUGUCCUGACAGGCUGACAAGGGGGCCACACUCAUGCCGUCAGCCCAGAAGGCCAAGUGUGACAGCCAAGUGUCCAGCCUGACCCAGAGGUGGUGGGCAAACCAAACUCCUACUGAGGCGUCCUGGAAAGGCUUGGAAGAUCCACUGCCCAGUGGGUCUGCUGAAUUUUAAACAGUCACCGGUUUCAGUCCCAGAUCCUGCUCUGCCUUGGAGUUCAAAGGUUCACCAGAACUUUAGACCCCACAAUGACAGUAUUUAAUCCUUCAAAUGCUGGCCUUAAUUUGUUGCAUGCUUGAUGGGGUUUUACCUGGGUUCGUUCCAUGAAAUCACUUAAGCCUCACAACAGGGAAUAAAGCAGACAGCAUUCUCUAGUUUUGUGCAUAUGAAAACCGAAGGUGUGGAGAGGAGGCCCCUCUCAAGUGUCCUGCUGAAGGUCAUAGAGCUAAGAAGAGAAUAGAGUGAAAUUUUGCACAGAUGAGUCUGGUGCUAGAAUCUCUCUGCUCUUUUUAUUACGUUCCACUGCCCAUAGGUAGCGUGUCACUCCACCUGCCUAAAGCAGACGUAGGUGCACAAAUGAUUGGAAAGCUUCUUUGUUGUAAGGUUAAGCAGUGGCACAGCAUUGAAGCCUCCACUGAGAGCUUUGUUUGGACGUGCAUGGUUCCCAAAAUGAGAAGGCUGAGUGAGCUGGGAUUAAAACACACAGCCCCACCCACCCUCUGUCCUCUCCUCCUUCCCAAGCUGAGUUUCAAUGUUGUAAACUUAAAGCUGGCAGCUCACAAUACCAGCCACACUGACUCUCGGCCUAAGCGCGUUGCAGAUGUUCUCACUGCCCGACGUAUUACGUGCUUCUCGACUGAGUAGGGUGAACCAAGCCUCCCAAACAGGUACCCCAUUCUCCACUUGCCUUGCGUGCUGGAGCUCAGAAGACAGCGUAGGUAAGGCAUAUACACUCACACGCCAAUCCCCUCUCGGAGGCUUCUUGGCCAACUGUCUUCCCAGGUCAUCUUGCAGAACUUCUGCUGGAGUCAAAAUCAAAGUGAAAAUAGUUGUUCAUGCCAAAAACCUGCUUCUGCCAAUGAGCUAGAUAUUUGCGGCAGAUCUUGGAAUGUUUCCACUGGAGGCUGUGGUAUGCGUUCUAUUUAGAAAAGAUUUUGCAGUAAUUGAGUGAUUCAGUGCCCGCUCAGUGGGUUGGCAAAACACAAUGAUUCUUACCCACCGGGGUACAGCUAAAGGAUGAUCCUCCAGAUCUGCCGCAAAGCUCAUUUUUUUAAGUUUGGGGAAAUUAUAGACCUCAAACCCAUUCUUGCUGAAAUAGAUUGUGGGCUCAAAAACUUGUUAAACUGAGUCCCUAGGGACUACAGCGACCUCCCCCAGAGCGAGGCUAUGACUCUGAGUAAAUGAAUCCCACCUCAACUUGUCCAGUUAUUAUUCAAAGGCACUCAAAGAACAGCUGAUUAAACUACCAAGAGCGGCCACAGCCCAUCCUUCUGCUGGAAACGCACAUACCCAGCUAUCUGCUCACGUGUGUUCCUGUUGCCACCCUCAUCUCAGAGCAGUGCUCAGGCAGUGCCCAGGCUGGCCGAUGCUAGAGCCAAGCCACACCCACCUCUGGGUGGACACUUGAGAGCUGCCUGGGCUGCAGGCAAUGCUGGGAAGUCCAGCCACCCCAGCAGGGCAGGGGCUGAGAUAAGCAUGUGAGAAUGAACCAGGUUCAGGUAUCUUGCCCAAUAGAGAUCUGGGCAUUCUCCCUAAAUGAUUGGGCAGGCCAACCAUUGGGUUACCAUGGGGUGAGCCUUAGGUUGGCUGGGCACUGAGCUGAGUAAGCAGGAGACACACAAUGUGGGCAGCCUUUGAGGUCUAGCUCACAGGUAAGUGGCUUCAGGUGGGACCGCUCAGAAAUCAGGCCCUGCCUGGACUAGGAUUUAGGGGCAGGAUUCCUGGAGCUCCGAGGAAACCAAGCUGUUCCCCAGCUGCAGGAAGACUGGAGUGAGAUACAGUGGGUGAACCUGGGGUACCAUAAGGCGGUGUAACCACAGGAAUCAUAAAAAUUUUAGUUACUGGAACCAAGAUAUGAAGUAGAGCGAGACCAGCAGUGAGGGGAAGCAAGGCUGAGUCUCCAGCCCAGGCCUCCUUCUCUAAAGGGCCUCAUCUUAGAAGUCCAGGGCUGUGUAGAAAGUGGAAAGGGGGGCCGAGUGCCCCCCGCUGUGGCCAUGCAGGCUAGCAGGGAAAGCAGGGAGCCAGGCAGAGGAUUCCACCACAGAAGGGGGCAGUGUCAUGGAGAUGAUGCAGGAAGGUCCAGAAUGAGUGCUGCUUUCCAUGGGCGUGCAUGACAGGAAGCUGAGACUGGAAGUUGCCCCUUGCCAGGCUAGGCUGGUAAGCAGCAGGAAGUGCCCCCCUCAUGUUGCAGGUGGCAGAUGAGGGGUAUAGGGCACCUAGGUUCCUACCAUCAGCUGUGGAGAUGCCCGUGAUGCCUCCUUGUCCCUCUGGAAGACCUCCACAUUUGCUUGGUGCCAACAUGUGCCAGGACAGGGCAAAGUUCCUGCCAUAUGCCCCCACAUGUGAUGUCAUAAGAGCCCCCAGCUGCCAGGAUACCCAGGCAGCAGGGACAGUGAGCUGGUGACACCAUUGUGUUGCCCAGUGACCCAAGACUACUGAAAUUCCAAGUCAGCUUCCCCCACUUCAGGGAAGACAGGGAGGGGUUACCAAGGGGCUGGGGGCUGGGGGUCAAUGAGGUCAAAGGCAAAGCAGUACCAAGCCCAACACAGGAGUAGGUGGGUCAAAGAUAUGUUUUUGGCUACCAUACCAACUACCAGACUUAGCUCAAAUUACAGGUGAGUUAGACUUUGUACAAAAGCAAUUAAAUCCACAACGGAACAGUUUUGUGGCAUCUGCUCAGUUUUGCCCCUCCUAGAGACCAAGCCUUCCACAAACUUGAGUCUUCCUUAGAGCACACAUUUCUGGUGGCAGAAGGGGGCAAACCCAGCUGCACAGUCUCAGAUGGGCUGCUCAUGCCCACCCUCUCCCUGCCACCCGAGAAUGGUAUCCUUGCUAGGCCAAGUCCACUUCCUUUGCCCAAGGGAGAAGGGAGGACAGUUUUUCUUUGUUCUGCCUUUUGUUUUGGGGUUUAAAAAAAAAAUUCUUAUGAAGCCAGUGGAUCCAACUCAU
Molecule: messenger RNA, 7464 nt
Organism: Callithrix jacchus (white-tufted-ear marmoset)
Lineage: Eukaryota; Metazoa; Chordata; Mammalia; Primates; Cebidae
Source: RefSeq, a predicted model, not a curated record